AUCUUCAGAAAUGAAAUCAGCAUCAUUUCGAAGAGGACAGCCAUUCAGUCAAGCAUCGAUGCCGUGUCAUACAGUGCAACGCCACUGGCCACACUGGUGUCAGUAACUACUAUGGUGCUUACAGGGGAGACCCUCACACCCGCCAAUGUUUUUAUGCUCCUGUCGUUUCUGGAUGUUUUAAAAUUUAUUGGCAUGUUAAAUAUGACUCCUGGUUUAAUGUUAACGUAUGACGCCUACGUUUCACUCGAAAGAAUCGAAGAAUUCCUUCUUUUGGAAAAUCUGUCGGAAGCCUCGGAGAAUGAUGAAAGCAACGAGCCCACACAAAAAGCGAAAAGUACCUUAAGGAACCAAAGUCGCACUAACUUGGGAAAAGAAGAGGAAAAUGCAGAGAAAGCUUCCCUCUCUCGUGAAUCAACAGUAUUAGGGCCUUCUAUAUGUGUGUCAAAUUUAAGCUACGCAAAAACGCAUCAUGAAGAUGAAUUUAUUCUUCAGGAUAUCAACUUCUUUGCACCUUCAAAGAGUUUAACAGUCAUCACCGGCCCAGUUGGAAGUGGGAAGUCUACUCUGCUCUCAGCGAUCGCUGGUGAAAUUUCGAAUGCCAGUGGGACGAUUGAUUAUCAAGGUUCUGUAAUUUACUUGCCUCAGACUGCUUGGGUGUUCUCAGGAACGAUAAAAGAAAACAUUCUAUUUGGCCAGCCCCUCGAGGAGUCCAAGUACGAAAGAAUAAUCGACGUCUGCGCUCUAAAAGAAGACUUUCAGCGGCUACCUGAUGGCGACCAAACAGUUGUUGGAGAACGCGGCGAGGUUCUGAGUGGAGGACAGCAGGCGAGAGUAAGUUUAGCUCGUGCAGUUUAUGCUGACGGAGAUAUUUAUCUAUUGGAUGAUCCACUGAGUGCUGUCGAUGUUAAAGUUGGCCAACACAUCUUUAACAAGUGCAUCAACGAUCUACUGGGCGAUAAAAUCGUUCUGUUCGCCUCUCAUCAGCAACAGCACAUGGUAAAUGCAGAUCAAGUGAUUGUGUUGUACAAAGGGCGUGUCCUCGACAAGGGACGCUUUACUGAACUGCACGAAAAAGGUGUAAUUAGUUCAACUGUUGACCCGCUCUAUAACGCAGCUCUGAAGGACAGAACAGACCUAUCUUGGCCGUUCUCCUGGGAAGAUAAGGAGGAACACGAUGAUGAUGAAAAGUGCUAUAAAACACAUGCUUUGCCUAAUGAAGCGAGGAGUAUGGAAAUAGCCAAGGAGGAUCGUACAAUCGGCGUUGUGACAUCCAGGCUUUAUUGGGACUACUUCAGAAGUGGAGCACAUCCUCUGAUGAUAACUGGAAUGGUUGGUUUAAGUCUCAUUACUCAAGGUACUUAUUGUUAG
Molecule: messenger RNA, 1368 nt
Organism: Pocillopora meandrina
Lineage: Eukaryota; Metazoa; Cnidaria; Anthozoa; Scleractinia; Pocilloporidae
Source: the annotation of a GenBank genome assembly